Zychaea mexicana is the source of this 531-nucleotide messenger RNA. RefSeq lists its product as uncharacterized. The transcript has a single exon. Bases 1 to 531 code for a protein of 176 amino acids. The record is from RefSeq and is a predicted model, not a curated record. Lineage: Eukaryota; Fungi; Mucoromycota; Mucoromycetes; Mucorales; Lichtheimiaceae.
AUGUGGAUGCCCAAGACUAAACUUCAAUUGAACACCGCGGCGAUGGUCCAGGAUGUUGCACAGCCGCAACAGCAACACAAGCAGCAGCAGCAUGUGUUACCCUCGUUUCAUGCAUUUUGUAAAACAAUUGAACAAUCACCACCACCAACGCCUACACCAACCUCGGCAACAGCAACACCGUUUAGUAGCAGCAAUAGCAAUAACAAGAACCAUAUUCGAACCACAUCCAUGCCUGCUCGCUUGCCAAGCCAGACCGAACAAAAACAACGUCUGUCCCUCGAGGUGCUGUUGGACGCGAUCGAACUCGAUCAGUCAAUGUACGAAGCUUACCAAUUCGAAUGGUCAAAGACCAGCGCCAUGCGUGCUGCCCACCUUCAACGGAGUGCCAACCGCCGAAAACGGUCGAAAUCCGCCCCUGGUGUUCCUCGCUGGCGAACACCUUGCUCGACUCCAAAAAGUCGUAAUGCAAGCGUCCAGCAGAUCGCCGAGUCGAUUGUCCAAAAGCAUAUCGAGUGUGCUCGGAAGAAGUAG